UGCAGUCCUCUGGCUGGGAACAGUGGAAGAAAUCUUCCAGGGACCCCCUAUGCCUCUGAAGGAGUAGUUGAGAUUUUCCAACAGGAUUCUGUAAUUCUUCCCUUUUCCCAAUGGCAUCAUUAAUUGCCAAAGACUCCUACCUGCAGAAUCUGGCCAAGAAAAUCUGUUCUCAGCAGACUGUGGAGCCACAGAAACGAAAAUGGGCUCCCAAAUCUGGUCAUCUCGAAACCACUGGACCCCCGAAGAAGAAGAAGAAGAAGAAGAAGGAGCAGAAAAAUAAAUCUCAGAAGCAGGAUGAAAAAGCCAAGGGGAUCCAGAAUAAGCCCACUGACAGCAGACAAUCCAAAACUCCUGGGGCCAAAAUACCUGCAGUCACAGAGAUGAAGGCACUUUCCAGCACCACUGAAGAUUCCACAGUUGUUCCUGCCAGCAAGCCAGGCUCCUUCCUAGCCAUGGACAUUCUCCGUCAGCGGCUACAUGAAAAAAUACAGGAAGCCAGUGGCCAGGGCCACACCAAAUUGCUGUCUCCUGCAGCACUGGAGAAGAGGCAGCGGAGGAAGCAGGAACGAGAGAGGAAGAAGCGGAAACGCAAGGAGCUCAGGGCCAAGGAGAAGGCAGCCAAGGCCGAAACCAAAACUGAAGCCACAGAAGCUACACCAGAGCUCCCAAAGCAGGAUCCAAAGGGCCUGACUGAGCUGGUGUUCAACAAGUUGGAGGUAAAUGAGGGGCCAGUCAGCAAGGCCCAAAAGAAGAAGGAGAAGCGGCAGCGAGUGAAGGGGAACCUGACCCCCCUAACAGGGAAGAACUACAAACAGUUGUUGGAGCGUGUACAGGCCCGGAAGAGUAAGUUGGAGGAGCUGAAGGAACAGGAUGAGGAGAAGGCACGGGAGAUGGAGACCAAAAUGAAGUGGACAAACCUGCUGUACAAGGCCGAAGGUGUGAAAAUCCGUGACGAUGAGGAGCUUCUGAAGGCAGCCUUGAAGCGCAAGGAGAAGCGCCGGGCCCAGAGGAAGCGGCAGUGGGAGAAGCGCACGGCCCAUGUGGUGGAGAAGAUGCAGCAGCGACAGGACAAGCGGCGCCGGAACCUACGCAAGAAGAAGGUGGCUAAGAUAGAGCGUCGCAAGGCCAAGGCUCGCAAGAAGGGCCGCAUCCUGCCCGAGGACCUAGAGAAGGCUGGGCUCCACUGAGGAUUGGGGAGACCCUUCACAGCUCCAGGAGAUCUGCCUUCCCUGACCUGCAUUUCCUCUGGAUUCCCUCCUGUGACUGCUCUCUUCAGCAGAGUCACAUUUGUUAAGUGCCUACUGUGUGUGAGGCACCAUGCCAGGAACUGGAGAUUCAAAGGCAAAAACUAAAAACUGUCCCUGAGUUCCCCAACUCAUUCAAGUCCUACCUCCUCCAUAAAUCCUUUGGUUUAGUGCUAUUCUUCUAACUUCUGUGUCGGGGGGUUGCUUCUAGUAUCUACUCUUCCUUCUCCAGUAACCCUCAGUCCAUCUCUAGGCCCCUAAGCUGGGCGACACAAAACCGGACAUCUCUCCCAGCAGGACAAAGUCCCUGAAUGCUGUAAUAUGGGUCAGGUUCUUCAAUCCAAUAGGAAGUUCACAUAGAAAGUCCAGGGGAUUGGACUAAAAGGUAGCUCAUAGCUUUCUUAAUCUUCUUGGACCUCAAAAAAUCCAAUAGAAUAGUCUCUUUACCCAGGUUUUUUAAUGUUUUUUAAAAAAAAUUUUUUUAAUUGUUGUAAACUGGAUUAGCAACAGAAAACAUGAAUAUUUUCCAUGUUAAAAAAGUAAGAAUAGGUAAAUAGGAUUAUAUAUGAAACCAUGAAUCUCUAUUAUACUUGGAAUUGUAAUGGUUGUCUUAAAGCAAAUGGUGGAUACAUGGUUCAGGACUAAUUUAAGAAAUAGGGAAACUUCUCCAGUGGUUCCUUCUAGGAGACAUGUUGAAUUGAAGAGUCCCAUUGGAAAGCCAAAUGGAGAAGUUAGAUCCUUCACCCAAUUUUCCCUUUCCCAAUUACCACAGGAAUUGCUGGAUCAACCUCCUUGGAUCUCAUGUAGGAAGGAAAGAAUUGUGUUUGGGAGUUUUAGAAUAAAUAAAUUCAUUUGAGUCUUUUUCUUUAACUUUUUUUGUACCUUUACCUGUGAAGGUCAGCAACUUUAGACAAGGUAAAGUUACCUGAGAUAGUAAGAGAUUGGGACUUUUCUUCCUCUUCAUUACUUGGGUGCUGCUUUUCACUGGCUGCUAUAAGGAUUAUUUUCCAAAAGAGAAGUUUAAAAAAAUUUUUUAAUGUUUAUUUUUAAAUUGUUUUACAUUUUGAGUUCUAAAUUCUCUCCCUUCCAUCAUCCCCCUACACAUCAAGAAGGCAAACAGUAUGAUACUUAUACAUAUGAAAUCAUGUUUCUAAUAAAAGAAAAAAAAAGCACAAAAAAAAAACCUGAACAAAAGCAUGCUUCUUUCUCUGCUCUCAAGUUCAUCAGUUUUCUCUCAGGAGGUAGGUAGCAUUUUUCAUCACGAGACCUUUGGAAUUGUUUUGGAUCCUUAUAUUGAUCAGAGUGGCUAAAUCUUUUAGAA
Messenger RNA from Gracilinanus agilis (Agile Gracile Mouse Opossum), 2565 nucleotides. RefSeq names its product surfeit 6 (gene SURF6). Gene Ontology annotation, cellular component: nucleolus. The transcript is spliced from 5 exons. Gene Ontology annotation, molecular function: DNA binding; RNA binding. The record is from RefSeq and is a predicted model, not a curated record. The coding region runs from base 111 to 1187 and encodes 358 amino acids. Gene Ontology annotation, biological process: ribosomal large subunit biogenesis; ribosomal small subunit biogenesis. NCBI's taxonomy places the organism in Eukaryota, Metazoa, Chordata, Mammalia, Didelphimorphia, Didelphidae.